AUUUCACCGGUUUUGAAAAACAUCAUACGAGUAUCAUUUAGCCAAAAGUUUGCCUUUGUUUCUUUGUUUUUGAUUCUCGAUGAUGGAUGAAGAAUUCGAUACAACACUGAAAUUGCCUGCACGGAUAUAUGAACCCGAGACUGAACCAAAUAACACCAUUGUAGUCCUGCAACAUUCGAACCUACUCUAUGUGGAUAAAAUCACAAAGUUUUUAGGAGAUUGGGAGUUGCGUAUGAUCGAAAGCUCUUAUCUCAACCCGAUUGUUAAACUCGCAAGGAGAGAGGACAUUCAGUUUUCUGCAAAGAUCUUCCACUUCCUGAUGCAAAGAAGAAUUUUGACACAAGGACAAAACUUGUAAUUUGCAUUUGCAGACCAGCCGAUGAGAUUUUCACUCAGGGAAUAUUUCCUAACCACAGGCUUGCGUUGUUGUGAACGAGAGGAGAACCCAAACCAAACAACAGGACCAUCACACGUUAAGGAUUCCAGAAGAAAACGAAGUAGAUGGCAAGCGAUCAGAGGAAAAUGAAAAUGUUUCUGAAGAUGGCAUGCAGAAAGAUACAGAAUCAGAGAAUUCUCGGUGUGAAGCAAAUUCAGAUGACAGUUAUGCUGCCGAUGAUGAUAAUACACAAAAACAUGGUGUUGUUGAAGAAACAGCUGAUUUUGUUGGUGGUGUUAAUGGUAAAAAUGCUAGUUCUGUUGGUAUGGGCGAUGAAGUAACAGAAGUUUUGGUUCAAGAAACACAAGAUCUUGGCGGCGAGGAAACUACAACCGUUGUUGAAGAUACAUAAGUUAUUUUUCAAAGUACCCAAAAAUUGGCGACGAUGAAGCUUCAAAUGGCUGUAAUAAUGAUAUAUCUCGUACGGCAACUGCAGAUUGUGGUGAGAAAAAAAACCCCCGAGGUUUCAUCGCCUAUUACACCAAAAUUCAAUUUUUUUUCCCAAGACAGUUUACAAAACAGCAUAAAUAAUGACAAUUGAGGUGAUACUAGCAGACACAAAGCUGAUGACAAAGACAAUGAGGAGUGUGACAAAAAAUAAGAAACGAGCUGCAGAAGGAUACACAGAGUGGAUUACCACGCUGGAGACAGCAGGAAAUGCUUUUACGAAAGCGGUUGCUAAAAUAGCAGAGACAGGCAUUUUCGUAUUGAAAUUAAUAGAGUGUCACUCGAUGCGCAUCAAGGACUUGACGAAGCUUUCUGAAGAAAACAUCGGGGAUAUAAGAUUGAAGCUUGUUGCUGAUCUCUUCUCAGAGUUAUUAGCACCGUAAUUUGACAAGUAAGGUAAAAAACGAGAGAAUGAGCAAGGAUGCAUAGAGGAGCAGAAAAGAGACAUUCCCUUUCUUGUUUGAAAUCAUUAGUUUGAUUUUUUUCUUAUUAAGCUAGACUGCAAUAUCAAAAUUUAUGGUUAAUAGAGUCCAGUGGUCAUUGCUUCAAUGUGUAAGUUUGAUGGUGUGUGGAACAUUACGCCACUCAGACGACACAAAAAACAUUGUUGUUUAGUUAUCCAUUUUAUAAAGGUUUUUAAAUAUCAUUUUCA
This is a messenger RNA of Thlaspi arvense, 1535 nucleotides long. The record is from the annotation of a GenBank genome assembly. Lineage: Eukaryota; Viridiplantae; Streptophyta; Magnoliopsida; Brassicales; Brassicaceae.